Cuscuta europaea is the source of this 2120-nucleotide messenger RNA. The record is from the annotation of a GenBank genome assembly. Lineage: Eukaryota; Viridiplantae; Streptophyta; Magnoliopsida; Solanales; Convolvulaceae.
GUUGAAGAGGGUGGUGCCUUUCCCCCCUCUUUUAGUGUUAUCCUACUAACCAAUAAAAUUAUACGGAGUAUAUAAAAGAAUUGUGCAUUCAUAUACUAGUACAACUUUUUGGUAGAAUAUCAAUUUUAGAAUGUACUACGUAUAUUAUUAAACUUGAAAGGGAUGGUUAUUUUUGGGAAGAGUUUUUUCCACUUUUGAUCCCCGACUUUAGUGGUUGGGACUAUUUUAGUCCCCGUCUUUUGUUUUUCCCAGAUUUGGUGCACAAGUAUUGAAUAUUUCCCAGUUUUGGUCCUCCGAUUGAUUUUUCCGGCCAACUGCGUAGUAAAGAUACACAGGUGUGAUACAACAAUAGUAAGGAUUACAUAUAUCUAUCAAGUUUAUCCUUUUAAAAAGAGUAAAGACCAUCAUAGCAUUUCAUACAAACUGAAGGAAAGGCAGUAGGUUUUGGGAUUAAUAGCUAAUAACGGGGAUGGAUGUGAGUAGAAGGAAAGGACUGUUUUGUAUAGGUGGCCGGAAAAAUCAACCGGAGGAUCAAAACUGGGAAUUAUUCCAUAGUUGUGCACCAAAUCUGGGAAAAACAAAAGGCGGAGACUAAAAUUGUCCAGGCCACUAAAGUCAGGGGACCAAAAGUGGAAAAAACUCUUUUUGGGAAGGUGAAAGUGGUGGGCAGUUUUCUGUCAAGAGUUGCUAUAGAAGAUUGAUUAGGGAAUGGUAGGCCAAGGUUGGUGUGGUUGUAUGAAGGUUUGGAGAUGAUGGGAUGUCUACCACUGGUAGCAACCUUCGUAGCAGGGGAGUGGAGCAAUAUCAGGUAUGUACUAUUUGCAACAAUGAGGAGGAGAGUACUGAUCAUGUUUUAAGAGUUGCUCCAAAGCAAAGAAAAUUUGGCAGCAUAUGGGACAACGAUUUUGUAGGGGUGAGAACUGUUUUGAAGACUGGGUCAAGUCUUUUUACGAAGGGAUGGAUGAAGGAGGAUGUUGUCGUUGGAUCAUGGGCAUGUGGAGCAUUUGGAAGAGGAGAAAUGAUGUGGUGUGGAAGAAUAUCCAGCGAGGUGAGAUAAGUGUUGUAAGUGUGCAGAUGUGACGUACCAGGGAUUCAAAGAGGUACAAAUUAAAUGCACUAGUAAGAGGAGGCAGACAUAUAUUGCGGUAGUAGCACGUUGGGCUAGACUGAAGCCUAGGGAUGGACCCGGGCGGGCUUUUUUUGCAAAAUGUUGGGCCCGGAACCGGCCCGGGUUGAUACCGGAUCCGGGCCUAACCGGGCUGGGCCGGACCGGGCCCGGGUCAAGUUCAAUUUUUUUUUUGGGUUUCUAAUCAACACCCGACCCCCCCCCCCUCACCCCCAUCCCCCAAACCCCCCCAAAACACCCAACCCUAACCUAGAAAAGCAAAAAAAAAUUGAAAAAACAAAAAAAAAAUGAACCGGGCCUGGCCCGAACCACCCGGGCCGGUUCACCAAAAGUUGGGCCCGAGCCCAGCCCGCCCGACCCACCCAAAUGGACUAAAAGCCUGGAACCGACCAACCGGUCCCGGUCCGGGCCCAAACAGUAACGGGCCGGGCCGGUUCCAGGUCGGGCCGGCCCAAUUUAGUCCAUCCCUACCGAAGCCAGGCUGUGUAAAAAUUAAUGUGGAUGCGAUGGUUAAUUCGAGGCAAGGAAUCCGUUCUUCGGGGAUGCUAGCACACGAUGAAAAUGCUGAGUUUCUACCGAGAAGAAGUGGAAUAAAAUAUGCUGAGUGGACAACCAAGGAGUAAGAAGCCGAAGGGCUUCAAGCAGCAAUAUUAUGGGCUAUCCAAGUGGGCUGGCUACAAGUUGAAAUAGAGACGGAUGCUUUGACUGUGGUUCAAGGAAUAGGUGAUCAAUAUGGGAUUCCUCCUAUCAUGAAUUCAUGAGUUAGUAUUGAUGGAUAUCAAAUUCUUAUUUUCUCGAUACGAGAAUUUUAAAGUUAUUUUUUGUAAGCGUUCUGCAAACCGUGUUGCUCACACACUUGCUAAAACAACCGGUUCAAGAUCAAAGGCUUGGGUGGAGUACGAGUCCAUUCCUCAUUGUAUCGCAAGCCAAGCGGCUAAUGAGAUGAUUGAGUGAUGAAGUUUUAGUUUACCAUCAAAAAAAAAUUAAAGGGUGC